This is a messenger RNA of Coniosporium apollinis CBS 100218, 1998 nucleotides long. RefSeq lists its product as uncharacterized. The record is from RefSeq and is a predicted model, not a curated record. The transcript has 6 exons. Lineage: Eukaryota; Fungi; Ascomycota; Dothideomycetes. The coding region runs from base 1 to 1998 and encodes 665 amino acids. Gene Ontology annotation, molecular function: oxidoreductase activity; copper ion binding.
AUGCCACCCAGAUAUACGGAUCCUAAUGUCAAUCACUGGGACCCGGCGAACCGACCGCCUGAGCGUCCCCUGGGCGGCAACAACGGAUCCGCUUAUCAUGGACCGGGCUGGGUUCCAAACGGGUGUGACUCGCUUGUUCCUGCCCUUCCCCAGAAGGACACGAACGGUAACUCUCCGUGGGGAGUCUUGCCGUGCCCGAACCUGCCACCGUAUCUUCCUAACAACCCAUGCCCGACUUGUACCGCAUCAUCCUCAAGCGGGGUGACUGCAACCAGGUCUUCUGGCUCCGGCUCGGCAUCUUCCACCGGUGCUUCUGGCAAUGCCUCGGGCAGUUCUACUGGCCGCCCCGGGCCCACUGGCCUUCCCUGGGGUGACAAGAACGCAACGGACAAUAACCCUUACACGGAUGCUCCGUACACUGGCGUGACCCGUCACUACGAUUUCACCAUCUCGUACAAAAAGAUUGCACCAGAUGGCGUCAUGAAAGACGGCUUGGUGAUCAAUGAUGGAUUCCCAGGACCCUUGAUCGAGGCAAACUGGGGUGACUGGAUUGAGGUCAAGGUCAAGAACUUGCUUCCGGACGAGGGUGCGGCCCUCCACUGGCACGGUAUCACACAGAAGGGUACGCCAUGGAUGGACGGUGUGCCGGCUGUUCAGCAAUGCCCAAUCGUUCCAAAUGCCACAUUCACCUACAGGUUCAGGGCAGAUCUCUACGGUUCCAGCUGGUACCACAGCCACUACAGCGCCCAAUACGCCGGCGGUGCUUUUGGCCCAAUGAUCAUCCACGGCCCGAAGCACGGCGAAUACGAUGUCGAUGUUGGCCCAAUCAUGCUUUCGGACUGGUAUCAUGAUGACUACUAUAAGAUUGUCAACCAGACCGUCCGCCAGGGUCGUCCCCCACCAUCCAACAACAACUUGAUCAACGGCAAGAUGAACUACCCCUGUGCCAACACGACCAAGGCCUGCACGCCAAAUGCCGGUGUCAGCAAGUUCACGUUCAAGUCUGGCAAGAAGCAUCUUCUGCGACUGAUCAACACCAGCGCCGAUGGCAUGCAGAAGUUCAGCAUCGACAACCACACCAUGACCGUGAUCUCCGAUGAUUUCGUUCCGAUUAAUCCCUACAAGACCGAUCUCAUCACCCUGGGUGUUGGCCAACGUGCUGAUGUUGUCGUCGAGGCGAAGGGCAACCCUUCUGGCGCUUACUGGAUGCGUGCUUCGCUUGGCAGGGGCCUGGGCGCAUGCAGUUUGGUUGAUGGUGUUUCUCCUAAUGCUGUCGCCGCAAUCUACUACGAGAGUGCCAACACUUCAGCCGUGCCGGCCAGCGUCUCGGAUAUCACGGAGGCGCGCAUCAAGACCUGCCAAAACGACGACCUUGCUCUGGUUACGCCUCUCUUCCCCAUCACCCCAGACCCGAAUCCGACGCAGACCCAACAGCUCGACAUCACCUUCGGGUCGAACGGCACCCACCAGGUCUGGAAGAUCAACAACAGCAGCUUCCGCGGGAACUUUAAUGAUCCGGUCCUGCUCAGGGCCAACCAGGGCAACCUGACCUUCCCCACUGAGGCGAACGUCUACAACUUCGGCAACAGCAAGUCGGUCCGCUUCGUCGUCUACAACAAAUUCCAAUUCCUGUCCCACCCAAUGCACAUGCACGGCCACAACAUGUACGUCCUCGCACAAGGCUUUGGCACCUGGGACGGCGUUGUCACCAACCCCAGCAACCCGCAACGUCGCGACGUCCACAUUCUGCCGCCUGCCAGAGACGCCGGUGCGACGCCCUCGUACAUCGUUGUGCAGUUCGAUCUUGACAACCCUGGUGUCUGGCCUUUCCACUGCCACGUCGCCUGGCACGUGUCUGCUGGUCUUUACAUCAACAUCCUCGAGAGGCCUGACGACAUCGCCAAGUACAACAUCCCGGCUGCCUUUGAGCAAACCUGUGUGGACUGGAACAAGUACUCUGGCUUGUACCCGCCCAACCAGAUCGACUCAGGUUUGUAG